AUGACUCUUCUCCACCAUCUCCCGAUCCUAGGCCUAGCAACCGCAGCCCUGUCCGCACCACAUACCCCCAAACACGCGCCAAGAGCUUCGAUCCCAUCAGACUGUCUCACAGUCGGCGGAGGCGGAACAUACUCAACAAUCGCUGACGCAGUCGCCGCACUAAGCUCUUCCAAUUCCGAGGCCUGCAUCUCCAUCGCAGCCGGGACGUACGAGGAACAACUAACCUUCGAAUAUGGCGGGCCAUUAACCCUCUACGGCGAGACAACAGACUCAAGCAGCUAUAAUGGGAACACGGUCACUAUAACCCAUACAAUGACGUCCACUGAAGCCGGGAGCCUGGUGGCCAGUGCGACCGUCAACGUCGCUAUGGAUGACUUUGCCAUGUACAAUAUCAACGUUGUGAAUGGGUAUGGGAAGGGGACUCAGGCUGUUGCACUGGCAGCUAGUGGAGAACGUCAGGGCUACUACGGCUGCCAGUUCAUCGGGUACCAAGACACGCUCUACGCACGCGAGGGGAUCCAGUACUACUCUAAUUCCUACAUCGAAGGUGCAACGGACUACAUCUUCGGCGACGCCAGCUCGUGGUACGAGAACUGCGACAUCGUCUCCUCAGGCAAGGGGUACAUAACCGCGAUGAGCCGGGAAACAGACACCGACCCCUCAUGGUACUGUUUCAACAACUGCAAUAUCUCCGGGAAAUCCGGGACAGAUCUCGCGGAACAGGUGUACCUCGGUCGACCGUGGCGGGUGUUUGCGCGGGUGAUAUACCAGAACUCGCAGCUUAGCGGGAUUAUCCACCCCGAUGGGUGGACGACGAUGGCGGAGGGGGCGACGCCACUGUAUUAUGAGAUUGGGAAUACGGGGGAUGGGGCUGAUACGUCGGAGAGGAAGUACACGACUGAGAUUGGGGCGGCGGUGGAUAGGGAUACGGUGUUGGGGAGUGGGUGGGGGGAUUGGGUUGAUGGGGAUUAUUGA
Aspergillus puulaauensis is the source of this 975-nucleotide messenger RNA. It is a transcript of the gene pmeA, whose product is annotated as putative pectin methylesterase. The transcript has 3 exons. Bases 1 to 975 code for a protein of 324 amino acids. The record is from RefSeq and is a predicted model, not a curated record. Gene Ontology annotation, biological process: cell wall modification. Gene Ontology annotation, molecular function: pectinesterase activity. NCBI's taxonomy places the organism in Eukaryota, Fungi, Ascomycota, Eurotiomycetes, Eurotiales, Aspergillaceae.